Eimeria acervulina is the source of this 843-nucleotide messenger RNA. RefSeq lists its product as hypothetical. NCBI's taxonomy places the organism in Eukaryota, Apicomplexa, Conoidasida, Eucoccidiorida, Eimeriidae. The record is from RefSeq and is a predicted model, not a curated record. The transcript has 3 exons. Bases 1 to 843 code for a protein of 280 amino acids.
AUGCUGCUGCAGAAGGAUCCAGCUUUAAGGCCAACUGCAGCACAAUUGAUCGAAGCAAAGUAUUUCAAAGAGGAAUUUAGCUGCUGCUCCGAGCCGUUCGCUUCUUCUCCAUCUCUCACGUUGCAGAAGCAGCAGCAGCAGCAGCAGCAGCACCAGGAACUAGGGAGCUGCACUCCUGCUGCAAAGGGGUGCCGCGGGCGGCGUUGCAGCCAAAGCGCAGCAGCAGCAGGAGCCCCGCCACCAGCAGCAGCAGCAGCAGCAGCAGGAGCAGGGAAGGGGGAGCAGCAGAUAGAAAUAGAUUUAUCGCAUGUUGAGGCCUGCAGCUGGGCUGCGGUGUAUCAACGGAAGACGAGUUUGUCUUUGUGUGGGGAGUUGGGAUCGGUGGGGAGCGGCUUUUCGUCUCCCGACCCCACAUCGCCUCCCCUUUCAUUUGAGCUGCCUGCAGACUUCUCUCCCGCUCCUGCUGCUGCUGCUGCUGCCGCUCCUGCAGCAGCAGCAGCUAAUGAUGUUGCGGAGGAGGAGGGGUGCAGAGCUAACGCAGAAGUAAAGAAAGACAAAACAGCAAGGCAGAGAAGAAGGUCUCGUAAAGAUGCAGCAAGAGCAUCAGCUGCAGCACCAGGUAGACACUCCUCUGCUGCUCCAGCUGCUGCUCCUGCUCCUGCUGCUGCUGCACCUGCUGCUGUGCGUGGUACUGCUGCUGCGGCUGGCGCGAACAAGGGCAAGCAGCAGCCGAAGACACGGCGAGCAGCAGCAGAAGCUGCAGCAGCAGCAGCAGCAACAGCAAGAGCAGCAGCCCUUGCUGCUGCUGGACUCGCGAAGCGGCAAGACUCUCGCCUUCAGUAG